AUGAUUAGACAUCCUACUAUUCUAAAAUCUUAGGUCGAAGGUGAUCUAACUAUUAAAUAAGUUGAAUUUCUCAGACUAAAAAGGCUUACUUUUUAUUUAGUUACUAUUUUUUCAUUUGGUAUAUCCUCGAUUGUGUGCUAUUUCAAUAUCAAUUUGAAAAAAUAUUUCUUCUAUUCAACGCAAAAUUGUAUUGAAACUUCAACUCACGUACUAGUUCAAACAACAAACGACAAGUUUUAAAUUGAGAAAUUAAAUAGCUAAAUAAAGGACAGAACAUUAUAAACAUAUUUUUUAAAUAGAAAAAUAAAAUACUUUUAUGAUCAAAGUGAGCAUUCAUUCUAAGCUCUUUAGUUAGAAAUCGAGGGUAAAAAGAUAUCUGAAAUCGCCAAGAGCUCGCCAUAAGACCCUCAAGAAAUCGAAUAAAAGAUAUAGCUUUUUGGAAAAAGCUUUAUAGAAAUUAAAGUUCCUUCAUACUUUGAAUAUAUGGGUUCAUAGAUGUUUCAACCUAUGAAUUUUAUUUUCUAUUUUGGAUAGCUUGUUUUACUGCUUUAGCUUUUUUACUCCUUCUUUGCCAUAGCUUUAAGUGCAUAAAUUAUCAUUAUGUCUAUUAUUUAUAUUUUUGUUAGAAAGACUAAAUAGUAACUUAAAGAAGCUUGUAUGCAUGAUUUAUAAGUUUAAGUUCAAAGGUCAAAUGGUAUUCAAACUGUUUCUUCAACCGAGUUGGUACCAGGAGAUAUAAUUAUCAUAAACCAAAACAUAACUCUUCCUUUUGAUUGCAUUCUUUUAGAGGGAUAGAUGUAAGUUAACGAAGCAAAUAUAACAGGUGAAAGUAUUCCUGUGAUAAAGAGCCCACUACCUUCAAAUUCUGACUUAACAUUCAAGUAUGAAAAUUAAAAAUCUUAGGUAUUACUUGAAGGAACUUCAAUUAUAAAAUUAGAAAUGGAUUCAGCUAAAGCUCUAGUAGUUAGAACAAGCCUAAGUAGUUUUAAAGGAUAAAUUAUUAGAGCCUUGCUUUAUCCUAAGCCUUUUGAUAAGCGCUUUGUUUUACAAGGCGCUAAGUUUAGCUUACUGAUGGUACUAUUCUGUUCUAUUGCUUUCUUCUGUGUCCUUUACUAAUACUACAAUAUUAAUCUUUCUAAUUGGUAAAUAACGCUUAGAUAUCUUGACAUGAUUCAGUUUUGCGUACCACCAGCAGUUCCUAUUAUCAUUAAUGCUAUGAUAUUUUUUGGUUUAAUGAGGUUAAAAACUAAAAAUAUAUUGGGAUCAGAUCCUAUGAAGUAAAUAUAGGCAGGACGUAUCUAGACAAUUUGCUUUGACAAAACAGGAACGCUUACUGAAAAUUUUGUGGAAAUAAUCGGGUAUUCUCUUCCUUAGCAUGAAAAUUUAACAAUCGUGGGUAAAGAUGAGAAUUCUCAUUCAAACGAAAUUAUUGAUAAAAUACUUGGGAUUUGCCACUAAGCUUCUGCUUCGGAUGACCAAGAAACAAUUGUAGGAGAUCCGAUUGAUAUUUAAAUGGUUUAGUUCAGUGGAUGGACCAUAGGUCAUGACUAAGAAAAAAAGCUACCUUUUGCAUCAAAAAAGGAUAAUAAACUCUACUCUCUAUUAGUUAAUGAAUUUCAUUCGGAAUUUCAGUCUAUGAGUGUGGUGAGUUAAGAUACAUAGAAAAAUAAAUAUUAUCUUUUUAUUAAAGGCUCUCCUGAAGUCAUUAUAUCUAGAUGCCACUCUUAAGAAUAAAAGGAAGCCUAUCUUCAGAAACUACAUUAAUUUGCUGUUAAAGGUUAUAGAGUUUUAGGUUUAGGAUAUAAGGAACUUUCUUUCGAUAAUUUGGAGAAUUUUAUCAAAAUGCAGCGCUCAGACUAGGAAAAAGAUAUUUGCUUUUCAGGAUUUUUGAUAUUCAAGAAUAAUCUUAAAAAGGACACAAAGUAGGUUAUUGAAGAGCUUAAAUAAGCUGAAUUAAAAAUCAAGAUAAUAUCUGGAGAUAAUCCUAUUACUACGAUAAAGAUAGCAGAAGAGUGUUCAAUUUUAAAAGACACAAAUAGCAUAAUUUUAUUAGAUCAUGCUAAAUAAUAAUCUGAAUUUUUAAAUAUUUAUGAAAUAAAUGAAGAAGGUCAUAAAACCGAGAUUACAUUUCAAGGAAACUAAGAAUAAAUACUACAACAAUAAAUUAGUUUUUGUGUGGAUUCUAUUAAGCAAAAUAAAAGUUUUUGUAUGACAGGUAGUGCAUAAAGCUUUUUCUAAGAUCGUCUUUAAAUUCCUAAAGAGCAUGCAUAAGGUGCAAUUCAGCAAUAAUCAAAUUAAAAGCUAGAAUCUUUUUACAAAUUAUUGAUUCUGCAUUCUUAAAUAUUUGCAAGAACAUCUCCUGAAUAGAAGGCUUUGGUUGUAAAAUAAGUUAAAGAAUUGGGAUAAAAUGUUUGUAUGGUUGGAGAUGGUGCAAAUGACUGCUCUGCAAUAAGAGAAGCUGAUAUAGGUAUUUCUUUUUCUGAUGCAGAUGGACAGUUUUCUGCCCCAUACAUUUCUAAAUAUCCUUCAAUAGAAUGUGUUAAAUAAAUACUUUUGGAAGGUAGGGCUGUUCUCUAAACUAGCAGAGAAAUAUUUAAAGGAUACAUUUAAAUUGGUAUAUUAAGAUUUAUGUGUUUUUUGGCUUUAAGUUACUUUUAUAGUGGUCUUGGAGAUUUUUAGAUGACUUGGUAAGGCUAUAUCUUUGGAUACACCAUGAAUUAUAUUUUAUAUGGCUUGAGUAAGCCUGUCAAAAACCUCUAGAAAAUAACUAUUGAUGAUGACUUUUUUGGAAUCCACACCCUUAUUUCCAUGGUUUUUUCAUUAUUGGUGUUUAGUUGCCAGUUUGUUGUUAUUUUAAAUAUACUUUAAGAUAGUCCUAAUUACAUACCUACUACAUAACUUUAAAGUAAUGGGCAUUUAGCUAUAAUAGGGCAGGAAAAUACUCUCAUGUUCAUAGCUGUCUUAGUGAAUUAUCUUUACAUUUAUUUAUCUAAUUAUAGAAGCUCACCUAUCAAGCAACCUAUUUUUAAAAAUUACUUAUUUUUCAUCUCAGUCUUACUGUAAGCUUUAUACGCUAACAUCAUAAUAUUUACAGAUAAAAUUAACGUAUCAUCUAUGAACUUAAAGCCUAUAUAUGAUAAUGAUGCAGAAAUCAAGAUUUUCUUUAGUCUCCAUGGAUUUGGAAUGAUAAUUUACUUAUUCGAUUUCAUAUUCACUAAAAAUCUAUUCUCUAAAGCCUAUCAAAAGAAGUAUCAAAACAAAUAAUAACAAAUAACAUUUAAUUUGUAUUAAAAAUUAUAAAUCUGA
Tetrahymena thermophila SB210 is the source of this 3306-nucleotide messenger RNA. RefSeq names its product E1-E2 ATPase family protein. Gene Ontology annotation, cellular component: membrane. Gene Ontology annotation, molecular function: ATP hydrolysis activity; P-type transmembrane transporter activity; ATP binding. The transcript has 8 exons. The record is from RefSeq and is a predicted model, not a curated record. NCBI's taxonomy places the organism in Eukaryota, Ciliophora, Oligohymenophorea, Hymenostomatida, Tetrahymenidae.